AUGCCGCCUAAGAAGCUGAACCAACAAGCACCCUCCUCCGUCCCCGAAGUCGACGAACUCAAAAGCAUAGCCGCGAAAUCAGAUUCCCCCGAAGACAAACUCAAAGCAGCCGCCGCGAGUGCCGAAUCCGCACUCGCCUCGGCCAAAACAGCCUCGUCGCUACGCUCCGCAGCCGAAACGAUCAAGGACCCGAAGAAACGGGAGAAAUACCUGCAAGAUGCAUACAACAAGGAGAUUGAAGCGCACGGACAGUCUAAAAAGGCACGCGUACUGAGCUCGGGCGCAUUCCAAGGCAGUGUAGGGGGUGGUGGUAUCGGUAUGGCUGUGGGUGCUGGACUGGGUACUGUGGUGGGUACGCUGGUCGGGACUGUGGCUACGAUACCUACGACGGCUGUGGGCACGUUGGUUGGUGCCGGGGUGGGCGGUAUACAUGGGCCAUGGGUGAAGCUUGGUGGAGGGAACAAGGACGAUGAAGAUAAGAACAAGGAGGAUGAGCAAGCAGAAGGCGAGGAGAGUGGCAACGCGGAUGAAAAGGAUGUCGAUGGACAGAUGCAAGAUCAGAUGGGUGGGGAAGAAGACGGUAUACCGGAUCCUGAGGCGCUGAGACGCGCGGCAGAUGAGUUUGCGCAACAGCGGAAAGCGAAACAAGAAGAGAGUGGUGGUGGGGAUGCGGAAAAAAAGGAGAAGAAGAAACCGAGGAAACUUGAGGUACGGGGUAAACAAACUGCAUAG
Molecule: messenger RNA, 732 nt
Organism: Alternaria atra
Lineage: Eukaryota; Fungi; Ascomycota; Dothideomycetes; Pleosporales; Pleosporaceae
Exons: 1
Coding region: 1-732 (243 amino acids)
Source: RefSeq, a predicted model, not a curated record